Messenger RNA from Linum trigynum, 4525 nucleotides. The record is from the annotation of a GenBank genome assembly. NCBI's taxonomy places the organism in Eukaryota, Viridiplantae, Streptophyta, Magnoliopsida, Malpighiales, Linaceae.
CUCCAAGAUCGAGCCGUUAAAAUCAUAAUUUGGCUACGUGUACGGUUAUUUAGAGCCUUUCUUCCCAGGAUCCGAUAAGGAAAGAUGAAAAUAACAGAAUUCAGAAAUUGGAAAAAACGAGGCUAAAGCCACUUCUUUAUAUUCAAGUUUCGCGGCAACGCCUGUUUACUUUAACUUUCUCUCUCUAACCAGCGCCUCCUUCACCCUCUCUCUCAGAUAAACCCUUUUCGUCCCCUCUUUCCCGGUCUCCCCUUCUCGUGAAAUUAUUUCCUCCUGCUAACCAAAGAACACUGUGAACUUGAGCCCUGAUCUUCUUUUUGGUGGGAAUCGGCGAAUUCUUUUUGCUGUGGAUCUAUUAUUUCGGCUGUAAAGAGUGGCAAAUUCUGAGGGUUUUUGCGAGGGUUUCUGCAGGUACAUUUACUGAAUUCAAACUUGAGCCUUUUCUUUUCGGACAAUAUAUAUUCAUCUCAGCUGGUGCGUGGUUUUAGGUUUCCACUUGCUGUGUCUCUUUUGUUGAAAGCCAGCCGCUUGUUUGGGAUUGUACUAGAUGUAUUUUUCUCGCUUUAAAUUUGAAAUUCUCUUUCUGUUUUCUGGACGGUUGGAGGCGGCAGCUCUUUCUGGGUUCCUUUUUUUGGGGGGGUUUUUUAGGGAUUAUUGAACAUUUUUGGGAUUCUUCCCGCAGCAGUUCUUGGACUAUUGCGCGGGGUAUUUAAAACCCCUUUUGAAUUGUCCGAGUUUAUCGUCUGUGAAACUUUUGAAUGCUGGGGGAUAAGUUGGGGUUUUGUGAUUAGAUAAUUUGCGAGCAUUUGACAAGAAUUGCUUCUGAAGGGAAGAAGGAAUUUUCAUUAUCUUCUAUUUGCCUUCGGCUCUUGAGCUAUGUGUAGUAUUAUGGAAAUAAUACUGAUUAUUACUUCUGUACAUACAUUUCAGAUCGUCUAGCCAGGGGAUCUCUCUGGGUUAUGUUGAAUUGCUAUAUGAAAAGGUAACCCGUUGAUUGUUCGUCAUGAAGCUGAAUUCCCAGUUCUAUAAUGAGGCAUGCCGCUAAGUUUACUUGAACGUGUUCCAGGAAAUCAACAUACAAUGCCACCGAGUAGGAAAAAAAGUGUCAACAAGCAAUUUCCUACGGACGUCUCUCCUCAGAAAAAGGCCAGGAACUGGGGAAAAAAUGUGGAGCAAGUGACUGCAGUGAAGAGGAAGUCUGCCUAUAAGUUGGGGCCACCCUGGCAUGAAAAUGAGAUACAGAAGUUCUACAAAGCAUAUCGCAAGCAUGGGAAGGACUGGAAAAGGGUCACUGCUGAAGUCGGUACUCGAUCUUUGGAAAUGGUGGAGGCUCUUUACAAGUUACAUCGGGCAUACCUAUCACUUCCUGAAGGAACAGCUUCCGUGCAUGGCCUUAUAGCAAUGGUGUCUGAUCAUUACAGUGUUCUUCAGGCAUCAAGUGGUAGUGAAAGAGAGGACAAUGGUGUUCCACAGAUGUCCCACAAAUCUCUCAAACGCAAGAGAGCGAAAGUUCCGCUUAGUGAGCAAACAGAGCUGCCUCUUGAUGGAUGCAUGUCUCUUUUGAAGAGAGUGCGUUUACUUGGUGGUCAUCCUCGUGCAGUUGGGAAAAGGACGCCUCGUUUCCCUGUUUCAUACAACAAAGACAAUGGGAUAAAUUAUGCUUUUCAGCGCAAUAGGAGGUUAGAUGCUGAUUCCAAGGAAGAAGAGGUAGCACAUGUUGCUGCCUUGGUAUUAACUGAGACAUCACGUAGAGGAGGCUCUCAAGUUUCCCAGGCAUCCUGUGGCAGAAUUGAGCAGGGCACUUCAUCACUUGUUAAAAGCAAAGAUAAGAAGGCAGAGUCAGCUCUAGAAAAACUUUAUAAUGUUUCCAUACAUGAUGGUCGGAUACCAGGGGCUAGAAGUAAGGGUAUUAGGAACGUUGAGUAUGAUGGAAAUGUAGGCUCGAUUGAAAGAAAAGAAAAAAAGAUUCGUGGAAAGAAAAUGAAAGUUGGAGUGAUUGGCCAUCUUAAGGUUGAUGGUGUGCAAGCUUCUGGGGGCACGGAAGAAGGUCAAGAAUUAAGUGGUUUGAGCAUAAAAGUUGAUGCAAAGGUUUCAAAUGGAAAGCUUAAGGUGACAUCUCCUCAAGGCGUAAAGAGAAGAAGCAAGAAAUUAUUUUCUGGAGACGAAUUUUCUGCUCUGGAUGCGUUGCAGACAUUGGCUAAUCUCUCUGUGAUGGAAUCUGAGUCUUCUGCCCAAUUGAAGGAAGAAACAAGUACAGUCGAUUUGGGGAGUAUAUCUGUUGACCAGAAUAGAGACAUAACUGAAGUCUCAUCCAUGAAGGAAAAAGUACGUGAUACAGUCAUUGGAGUUGAAGCUGCCACCUCCAGGAAGCCAAAGUCCAGAAGAGUCUCAGAAACUGAUGGUAGACAUGCGAGUGAAGCCAACCAGCCAAAUGAUUCCUUGAAUGAUAAUACCCUAAAAAGGAGACGUCCAUCUUUGGUGUCAAGAUCUCAGGCACCAAGUGCUGAAGCUGACGCAAAUCCUACUCUUAGUGAUUUACUGAAGACCAAGGACUUGCCUGGAGAAGAGAUCUUGCCUGAUAAAGAGAAACAAACCAGUGAAGUGUGCGAUCCUUCUGGACUACUGAAAAAAUCUGGUUCAGGUUACAAUGGUGAUCAGGCCAAUGAACCAAGUGGUCCAUCAGCGUCAGCUGAACAUGUUGUAAACAGUCAAACUAGUUUACCAAUGCCAUCAAGAAAAACUAGACGCAAGAGAUCCCCUAAUAAUAUAGUGGGUGAGAAGAGUGAAGCUAUUGUCUGCUCCUUGCCAUUGCAAGGGGGAGCAUCUCAUCCAAAGGAAGACGUUUCUUCUUGUCUUUCUUCUCCUUUUAUUCGUAGAUGGUGUACAUUUGAAUGGUUCUACAGUGCCAUUGACUACCCUUGGUUUGCCAAACGGGAGUUUGUCGAAUACUUGAAUCAUGUUGGGCUUGGCCACAUUCCUACUCUAACUCGUGUUGAAUGGGGUGUCAUAAGAAGUUCCCUUGGAAAACCCCGGAGGUUUUCUGAGCAUUUUCUCCAUGAAGAAAGGAACAAACUUCAACAAUACCGUGAGUCUGUGAGGAAACAUUACAGUGAGCUCCGUGCCGGUGUCAGGAGUGGACUUCCAACAGAUCUAGCAAAACCCUUGUGUGUUGGACAGCGUGUAAUUGCUAUUCAUCCACGGACAAGGGAACUCCAUAAUGGAAGAGUGCUAACAGUUGAUCAUGAAGAAUGCCUGGUGCAGUUUGACAAUUCUAAGAUUGGAGUUCAAGUUAUCAAGGAUAUGGACUGCAUGCCAUCCAACCCAAUGGAAAACAUGCCAGAGGCUCUCAAAUGGCAGAAGUACUUCGAUGCUAGGAAGCUUAACUCACUCGGGUCAGUGGAGAGUGUGCCUACUCCCAUAAAUACCAGAAUAAAGCAAGCUCAGGCUACAGAGCGUACUACUUCACAACUUAUGGCAUUAGGUAUUCAAGCUUUCGAUGCCCAAAAUGUUACUCCUGGUCAAUUUUCGGCAACGUCAGCUCUUGAUCUGACUCAUUCACUCAAUAGAAAGCAAGGAAACCAGAUGCACCUCCCUUGGUUUGCUUCCUCGGCCCAUUCCAAUUCUUAUCACAGUUCGUUUGCUUCCCAAGAUACGGGAUCUGCUGCAGCAGCUGAAAUCGUCAACAGCUCAAGACAAAGAGCUCACAAGAUGCUUGAUGCUGCUCUUCAGGCAUUCUCAUCGAAGAAAGAAGGGGAGGAUGUUUUUACUGGGAUCAAGGAGGCUUUAGAUAAGAUGGACAACAACGGGCGAGGAGUUACAUCGUCGAUGCAGAAAUCAUCAGAGUCCCAAGCGAACCUCUCAUCCUCCCUAGUCACAUCCCCAUCAGAGCUCAUGACUUCAUGCGUCGCCACUUUGCUCAUGAUCAAGAUGUGUACCGAACGACAGUAUCCUCCUGCAGAUGUGGCUCAGAUAAUAGAUUCUGCAGUCACCAACUUGCAGCCUUGUUGUUCGCAGAACCUCCCGAUAUACCGAGAGAUACAGACGUGCAUGGGAAGAAUCAAGACGCAAAUAUUAGCUCUGGUGCCAACAUGAACAUAAGACGUCAUCAUGCUCACUAUACAUGUCUUUUUGCCUGUAUCGGUUUAGAUUUGCUUCUCUGCCAUUGUAGAUAUAUAUGAUGGGGCGGAGUUUCUUCAUUUUAGGUAGGAGAUCACAUAUAACUAGAUAAUCGUAAUAGUCAAGUUUUUGCAUCCUCCCUUUUCUGCCGCUAGUUUUAGAAGCUGGGAGUUUGCUCUAUCAGCUGGGUCGAAAGAGCAAAAACUAGAAGAAGUUCUUGUGAACUUGUGAAAUGGAGCCAUGUUUUAGUUCUUACAUAUGUGAUUAUUUUAACUUUGACUAUUUUUGGCGACUAAUCUCGUCGUUAAUCUAACUAGUUAAUGACCGUGAAAUCCACGUGGAAAAUAUUGGUUGGAUUUGCUAUAGCUGGAUCCAAAUUCUUGAAUUUCAAUAAAUAUAAGUGGUUUCA